Molecule: messenger RNA, 1284 nt
Organism: Durio zibethinus
Lineage: Eukaryota; Viridiplantae; Streptophyta; Magnoliopsida; Malvales; Malvaceae
Source: RefSeq, a predicted model, not a curated record
AUUCCAAGAGACCCAAAACCACAAGCUCCACCAUCUAACAGGCUUCAGGCAGCGUUUGCCAAUUUCUUCCCUGAUUCUCUGGAAACCCCUCAAGGCCAAAACGAGUUCUUUUCCUCUUUUUGUUUCUUCAAAUUCAAUGUCUGCAAUCCUGAAAAUGCCUGUCUCAAUCUCAGUUCCAUCUCAAAACUUGUCCUUCUCAAAAUCCCUCCUUUCCCCAACUUCCCUUUUCCUCCACACAAAACUCUCCGGCCUCUCGCUCCACAAGCCAACGCCUCCCAACACCAUAAUACGCAUGGGAGGUGGCCCUAGAACUUACCCAGGUGGAGUCUCCAAAUGGCAAUGGAAACGCAUGCAAGCCAAGAAAGCCAAGCAACUCCUCAAAGCCCGACUUGCCCGUGAACGUCACAUCUAUGAAAUGCGCAAAAGAGCUGAGCUCAAAGCCGCCGUCUCCGAACUUGAACGUCCUUGGGAAGUCGUUGAAAAAGCACCCAACUUGUUUUCCGUUUCACCUGAUGAGCAAGUUAAAGUUUUGGCUGACAGGUUCCAAAAACCUGGCGGUUUCGAUAUGUGGAGUGACAGAGAUGGGCCUCAGCUGUUUGAUACUGUUGAUGAGUUGCCUUCUGCCAGGUUUUUCCCUAAAGGGGUUGUUCAUAGUGCUAAACCGUAUUUGAGAAGUAGAGAGAGAGAUGAAAAUACUAAGCCUUUGAGUGAAAAUAAGACAGAGGAGACUGAGACUGAAGAUGGUAUUUCAGAGAGAAAUGGUAAAAAGAACGGUGUUAAAUGGAGGAGGAAAGGAAUUAGGAGACGAUUGGAUACUUCUAGGGAGAGUAGUUUUAAUGGAAAGACAAGUAAUUUGAAGUCCGAGCCUUAUUGUAAUAGAAAUAAUUUGAAAUCUGAGGCUUAUGAUAAAAGAAAUAACUUGAAAUCUGAGGUUUAUGAUAAAAGGAGCAACUUGAUGUCUGAGGCUUAUGAUAUGAGCUUGCAAAGAGAUGGGAGUUAUGGGAUUAAUAAGAAAAAAUGACUGAGACUGGUUGGAUUCUCAAGGAGGGAAGGGAAAAAGGCUAUGCUUUAUUGGUAAUGUUCUUCUUCUUCUUCUUCUCCAAAUUGUAUCACUUUUUUUUUUUUUAUGGAUUAAAUGUUUUAAAGGUGUUGCAAUUUUAUGUGUUUGUUGAAUGAGACAAUAUUGAAUGUACAUUUCUAUAAAUUGUAUAUUAAAUUGGUUGGAUAUAAUUAGCUAUUCCUGAAAAGUUCCUUAAUGUCUCUAGUUUUCUUUUUAAUGCUGAA